CCAUGUUGAUGGUAAGUGGUAGAGAGAGGUGGAGGGAGUCUGCCUUGCUAUGAGGAGGAGGAACAAAUCCACACAACAGCAUCGCACCAGUGGCCAGGUGAAAGGGGGCUCUUCAAGCCAGUGGCCGACUUCAUAGCAUCUAGCGUAUGCAUCGAUAGGCGCAUAUCGUGUGUCAAUUGUUUCUUGUGCUAUGCAGGAAGAGACUUGUUGCAGUGCAGACGGUCAAAUAAAUGUAUUUUUAGACAAGAGAAGAUUAUUUUUAAUGUAAGAAUUUGAAGAGAAGUUCAGAAAUUUUAUUUAAAAUACGUAAGUGUUAACAAGUAUGAAGUUAUCCUUCAUUUAUAUAUAUAAAAAUAAUAUUCUAGUCUGAUUGGUGCUGAAGAUAACAGUGAAUUAGAUAACUCAGCUUAAAAGUUAAUUGCAUGAAAGUUGAUUUUAUUUCUGAAAGGAGCCAAUGAAGGAGUUUAAUGUAACGAAAUGUAUAACACGUUUGAAUAAUUUACAAAUAAUUGUUGGUAGUGUAAAGGAGCAGAGAGAAACAUUGAAGGAAUCCUUGUGGAUGAAAUCCUUGAUACAUCGCAGCAAUAAGUAACGACAAGGAAAUUCUACAGAUGUGUGAAAACUGUUUCUAAAUGUCACUGAUUGUGCGUUGCGUGUGAAGGAAUCAUUACAUCGUUACACACACUAAAUAUUACGUAAAUAUCUGAAUUAUAGGAAACCAAAUAAAGCGAAAGAGAAAUUUGACUCGACAUAGUGUUACAGUGCUAAAAUGUGAGUGACAGGGAUGCCGGAGACGUCAGUGUUAGGAGUCAGAUGGACGCCGACGCUCAUUCAGCGGCAACUGGUGCAGGAAAAACGACGGCUACUGUUGCUGGCGCAAGGUGGUGGGGGCCCGCGGCGGCGACCGCUUCGGCAUCUACAGACGUCAUGAACCAGUUGUGUCGGGUGUGCGGGGAACCAGCAGCUGGGUUCCACUUCGGGGCCUUCACGUGUGAGGGGUGCAAGUCCUUCUUCGGCAGGACGUACAACAACACGAGCUCCAUCUCGGAGUGCAAGAACAACGGAGAGUGCGUCAUCAACAAGAAGAACAGGACAUCGUGUAAGGCGUGCCGGCUCAGGAAGUGUCUCAUGGUCGGCAUGUCGAAGAGCGGUUCUCGGUACGGGAGACGCUCCAACUGGUUCAAGAUCCACUGUCUGCUCCAGGAGCAGCAGCAGCAACAACAGCAGGCAGGUAACAACCCCGCACUUCGUGAACCCUUGAACACCAAGAACAGCAAAAUGUUGCCUCUGUGGGAAGGACUGGCACCGCAUUUCCAUGACACCAAACAACAGCUACAUCUGCCAAGUGCGGUGGAUGUUGACAACAACAACACUGGCACUCCCAAGAACUUCUUGGACAGCAAGUCCAGGUCACUACAAUCGGGACAUCUGUUGCCUGUAAGAACCCUCGCAGGGACACCGCACCCAGGGUACGCAGGCGAGGCGGCAGCUGCGCUGUGGGCCGCCAGAAACAGUCUGCUACCCUUACAGGUUACAUCUCACCACCAUGCCACGUCUAUUCCGCCUCUCCCCGUGCCUUUCCUAACGUCACCUUUCCUUCACAGUACAGGGUUUCAUCAUCCUCACCACGGCGGACCUCCUAGCUCCAGAAAUUUCUUAUUACCUUUUGUGCAAUCUAUGGCAACUUCUCCGAAACAUCAUGUCUCGGAGCGUCUCGCUUCCCCUGCCACUUCUUCUUCAACAUCGACGCCUUCAUCUUCGCAUUCGCCGUCUCCGAUCCGAGAUGGGAAGGUUGUGCAGAACGCGGCGGACGUCACGAAGCCCGAGCAGAGAUUCGGACAUUCCGAAGAGCCGAGAUCUGCAGCAUACGAGAAGUCAGUAGCGUUACUCCAGUCCCUGGGGCCCGUCCAGGAUCAACCUAUCGACCUCUCUGUAAGAAGUGGACCUCACAAUAAGACAAUAAAACACAGAAGAAGAAAAAGUUCAUCUGAGGACACUCCCGAAGAAGAGGGUGAAGUUGGUGGUGGCAGUGAUGGUGGUGUCGAAUCAUGUGAUGAUGACAGGGGUGAGGAAGGAGAAAACGAACCUUUGAAGGAGAGGGGUGGAGAUUCAGAGAAUAGGAAACCAAUUUCUACCCCUCUUGACCUUACAACCAAAACGUGACAGGCCAGUAAACUACAUGAAUACUUUAACGAUGUGUAGGUACGAUUGUAAAAUGUCUUUAGACUGAAUAAGCAGAUUUUGUCUGUCUUGCAGACCAAACCAGAUCAAGUGGCACUCCCUUUGCAGCUUUGCUCUCUCACAGAUGCUGACACGGUUUUAUUUCUCAAAUGAUUGUAUGACCAUGACGAUAUUUUGAUGACAUGGAAUGUUGUGAUUACAAAUUCCAGGAAUUUCUGCCAUAUUUUUAUUCAGAAAUAAAUAUAUCACCAUUCCAAAUUAAUUCCUGUUACGACGGUUUCAUUUAAAAGCAAUAUUCUUGCUCAAGAGGAGACAGUUGCAAAGUAACUCCGGUCCUCUGUGGACAUAAACAGCGCUGAAUAACACACCAGACCUUAUUUCAGUAUUUUCUCACUAGAGUUAAAAAGGUAAAGCUAUCCAUGUGACAGGCCGUGGAGGCCCAUAGG
Molecule: messenger RNA, 2627 nt
Organism: Cryptotermes secundus
Lineage: Eukaryota; Metazoa; Arthropoda; Insecta; Blattodea; Kalotermitidae
Product: zygotic gap protein knirps
Exons: 3
Coding region: 814-2163 (449 amino acids)
Biological process (GO): regulation of DNA-templated transcription
Molecular function (GO): sequence-specific DNA binding; zinc ion binding; DNA-binding transcription factor activity
Source: RefSeq, a predicted model, not a curated record